AUGUGGACAGACAACUAUAGAAAAAACAGUUACAUGUCAAUAACAUUGCAUUAUAUUGACAGUAAUUGGGAACUUAAUAAUCGCUUACUUAUGACUGGUCAAUUUCCCAGUUAUGAAGCAAAAACUGGUGAAAAUAUAAAUCGAUUUAUGAGAAAUUUUUUUUUUCAAAUAUCAAAAUCAGCUACUGAGUUUAAUGGUGAUUUGAUGUCCUGUGUUACAUUUUUUACCGACCAAGGUUCAAAUAUGUUAAGCGCACUUAGAAACUACAAUAGAUUAAAUUGUUGUGCUCACUUACUAAACACAGUUUUGAGAAAUUUGUUUGACAUAAAAUUUUUAGAGGAAGAAGAAGAAUUUGGAAUGAAACCAUUGGAACCUAUUUUAACAUUAAUGGUUGAAUGUAAAAACUUGGUGAAAUAUAUGAAAAGCUCUGGAAGAAAUUGUGAGCUUAGUAAAGGACUUGUGCAAGAGGUGGAGACAAGGUGGAACACUCGACUAUUAAUGUUUCAGUCAGUUCAUAAAGGACUUCCAGAAAUUAUUCAAAUACACGGAGAACACUUUGAAAAAAAAAAAUAA
Messenger RNA from Macrosiphum euphorbiae (potato aphid), 573 nucleotides. NCBI's taxonomy places the organism in Eukaryota, Metazoa, Arthropoda, Insecta, Hemiptera, Aphididae. The record is from the annotation of a GenBank genome assembly.